Messenger RNA from Macrobrachium nipponense, 7181 nucleotides. RefSeq names its product probable peroxisomal acyl-coenzyme A oxidase 1. The record is from RefSeq and is a predicted model, not a curated record. The coding region runs from base 224 to 2242 and encodes 672 amino acids. The transcript is spliced from 15 exons. Gene Ontology annotation, biological process: fatty acid beta-oxidation using acyl-CoA oxidase; lipid homeostasis. Gene Ontology annotation, cellular component: peroxisome. Gene Ontology annotation, molecular function: acyl-CoA oxidase activity; fatty acid binding; FAD binding. NCBI's taxonomy places the organism in Eukaryota, Metazoa, Arthropoda, Malacostraca, Decapoda, Palaemonidae.
GGAUACCAGACGACGUUAUCAGUGGUAUAACCCAAUCACUAUGACGAUUUCAAAGAUAGACAAAAAUCUCGGAGUCCACUGUACUCUCCUCAUUAGUCUGCAUAAGUGAUCCGCUCGCUCUGCAGUUCUUUACUAAGUCUGUUUGGCCAAUUUAGGACGCUGACGACAAUCGACGACUUGCGUGAAGAAGAAGAGUGGCCGUCGGGGAGGAAAAACAAUAACAAUGGCCCCCUUACCAGAGAAAAGAUUUUGCGUUCCUGAUCUCCAGAAGGAACGCGCCAACUGCAAUUUCGAUCAGGAGGAAAUAACGAACUUGAUUGAUGGUGGUGCUGAUCAGACGGCCCUGCGAAGAAAAAUUGAACACUUCUUCUUCAGCGAUAAAGAAUUUUUGGAUCCAGUCAGGCCAGAAUACAUGAGUCAUGAAGAUCGAUAUGCCAAUGAAUUAAGGAAAGCCUGCCAUAUGAUGCGGAAAAUCAAUGAAGAUGACGAAAUUCAGCAAUUCGCUGGUAAUAUGGAAGGUAUGAGGAUGCUAGUUGGAGCAGGAGUCGGCGCAGCACUUUGCAAAGAUGGCAACCCUCUUUCUGUACAUUUUGUUAUGUUCCUUCCUUGCCUUGUUGGUCAAGGAACAAUAGACCAACAAGCAGAGUGGCUUGGUCGUGCCUGGGCAGGAGAAAUUAUUGGGACAUAUGCACAGACUGAAAUUGGUCAUGGAACAUUUUUACGGGGCCUUCAAACAACAGCCACAUAUGACCCAGACACACAGGAGUUUAUCCUGAAUUCUCCAUCAAUUACUGCUUCAAAAUGGUGGCCAGGAGGAUUGGCUAAAACCGCAAAUUAUGCUGUAGUUAUGGCUCAGCUUUACACAAAAGGAGUGUGCCACGGUGUUCAUGGAUUCAUUGUUCAACUUCGGGAUGAAGAGACUCAUAAGAGUAUGCCAGGUGUAAUGGUUGGAGAAAUUGGACCACGAUUAGGGUUGAACACAAAUGACAAUGGCUUCUUGAUGUUUAAGAACUAUCGUAUUCCGAGGAAGAAUAUGCUAAUGAAGUUUUCUCAGGUUUUAGAGGAUGGAACAUACAUAAGGCCCAAAAAUGAUAAACUUACUUAUGGAACAAUGGUGUUUGUCAGAGUAGCUAUUUGCCAUGAUUCAUGUCGACAACUACAAAGAGCAGUCACUAUUGCUACUCGUUAUUCUGCUGUCCGACAUCAGUCUGAGCUGAUUCCUGGUGAACCAGAACCUCAGAUUCUUGAUUAUCAAACUCAGCAGUACAAGUUAUUACCAUUGAUAGCAUCAGUAUUUGGAAUUCAGUUUGCGGCAAUGCAUGUUUGGAAGACCUACCAACAAUUGACAGAGGAUAUAGAAGCAGGAAGCACUGCUUUGUUACCUGAGGUACAUAUUUUAUCAUGUGGUUUAAAGGCCUUAAGUUCAAGCGAUACCAGUUCUGGAGUUGAAAUCUGCCGUCUAGCAUGUGGAGGUCAUGGCUAUUUGGCUUCAUCUAACCUCCCACGUAUAUAUACCAACACAACUGCAGCCAUAACCUAUGAGGGAGAAAACACUGUCAUGUGGCUGCAAGUAGCAAGGUACCUUAUCAAAUCAUGUCGAGAAGCUAGUCAAGGUCAACCUUUGACUAAAUCUGUGUCUUAUCUCACUGCAAACCCAGUAUCUGCACACGAAAACAAAGAUCUAUCUAAUGCAGGCUUAGUGGAAGUUUUCAAGAGUGCCGUGUCUUCCAUGGUCUCUGAAAACUACAAAAGGUUGCAGCAGUGUUGUGAUGAAGGGGAACAAUAUGAACUUGCUUGGAACAGAUGUUCAGUGCUACUAGCUCAGUGUGCAGAGGCUCAUACACGAUACUUUGUCUGUGAACAGUAUGUUCAGAAUGUUGAGAAUCUGGAAUUUAGUGAUGGAGUUCGCAGCAUUUUGCGCCAGUUGUGUCGUCUCUACCUCAUUCACCAGAUUACACUGAACCAGGGAUUGUUUUUGAGGACAGGGACCCUUUCCUCUGCUCACAUCAGUACUUUGGAAGGAGAACUCUGUGAAUUACUGGCCCUGCUUCGUCCAAAUGCUGUUAAUAUAGUUGAUUCUUUUGAUCUCCAUGAUCGAGUGCUAGACUCAACACUUGGAUGCUGGGAUGGGGAUGUGUAUCAAAGGAUGUUUGAGGAAGCUUUGAAGAGUCCCCUGAAUCAAACAGAUGUUCCUGAAGCAUAUCACAAGUAUCUACGACCUUUAAUGAAAUCAAACUUAUAAAUUGAUAGAAUCACUGUUGAGUGUUAAAGAUAUUUUAUAUAUUUUCUAGAUAUUUUUAUAUAUAUAAUAGAAUUUGUUUUAUUGUAUAUAUGUCUAUUAACCAAAACAAUUAUUAUAUAUGUAGUAGUAGUUAUUUUUUACACCAGGCCUGGCCUUCACCUGACUACUGCAUAAAUGCUGAUUUAGGCAAGCCAUAAUAAAGUAGUGCUCAGAUAUUACCAGUAGCAUAAUGAGAUUUUUUUUGAAGAGUGUGAUGAUAAUUUUAUCAUCCUUGCACUAACAAUUGAUGUUUGGAUUGUAGCUGUAUAAAGAGCCAACUGCUACCAAACAGCCAUCAUGACUAAUAAAAUCUUUUCAGAUCUUGGUUAUAUCAGGAGAAAAAUGAAAUGUAUGCAGUUUUACUCAGGAGAAAUCACUUGAAUUGUUUAUAAAUUAAUAGGGGUAAUUUUGGAAACACCAUGAUGUGUAUUUUGCUUAAAGCUGUGUAUGCACAUUAUUGAACUUAUAUAUAGUUUUAGAAUACUGUAUCUGAAAAAGAUUCUUAAAAACAUUACACAGUAAGAGAUUGUUGCUAUUUUAAAUAUGUAGAAUUGUAGGCCUUGCCUAUAGAAUUCUGCCCUGAAGAUGAGGUUUGGGGAGCAGUUGGAACUUUAAAUAGAAAGGCAACCAGUGGUCUGAAAGUGUUGGUUCAGUUGAAGAUCUUAUAGUAAUUAUAACUUUAUUCAAUGUUUACAUGUAAAUUUGAAAUUACUGUUGAAGACUGGUGUGAUUAAUUACCUGAUGAUGAUAACUGCCAAAGGCCAGGCUAAUUAUAUUGGGUAUUAUUUUAUGGACCUUGCUAAUUAAGGGAUAAAAUUAUUUGUUUAUAGUUAUAAGGCCAAUGUAUUAAAGAACGGACUUCCCUUACUGUAUAUAAAUUUUAGCCCAAGAAAUCCAUUCAGUGACCGUUUCUUUUUUGUCCUGAUCCACCGUAAUCCAAAAUUCAAAUAUCUACUUUCCUUAUAUUAAAUACUCUCCCUGAGCAAAAUUAAUAUGGUACAAAGCCCUUAUAAUAACCUUCAAACCCUUAUGGUACAAAGUUAAUAUUACUGAUUUGAAAAAUUUACAAAAUUUAAAUUUGUACCAUCAUAUAAGUCUACCGAAAUUCAGUCCUCUUAGAUAUAAUGGCAAAUAUCUUAUGCCUCCAGUUGAACAACUUUAGGUGUAUCAUAAGUAAAAUUUUAAAGAUAUUGGUUGAAAAAGAUGUGGAAAUAACAGCCUGAAGCUAUGCAAGGUUUUAAGAUGUGGGAGUAACCUAACUAUGGGCGGAUGAUGUGUCGGCAUUACCUGGACCAAGUUUCAAGUCUACUGAGCACAGGUCAGGUGUUGAUUAGUUUAGAUAGGAUAAGGCGCUGUUGGUUAAUUUUAAUGGUACUUUAAUCAAAUUUACUGUAUUCUAUUGUCACAAGCUAUAUUGUGCUGACAUGAUACAAAUUAUGUGCUCCAUUUUGUGGGUUAUUUGUGGAAAAUCCCUCAUAAUUGCAAAACCUGAAUGAAUUUUUAUUAUACUCAUGUUUCAUAUUCACUCUACUAUAUGUCAUACCUAGCACAAGACAAUAUUCCAAACUUUUUAAGCAUACUGAUUUCCAUUGUUCAUUUAGUGGCCAGCCCUAGGAAGGGCAUUCUAAAUUGCAUGUUGUGCAUUAUCAUAUUUAUUACUCUUACUCUAUAUGGUAUGCAAAAAAAAUUCCAAAACAUUAUGAAAUAUAGUUUUAGAAAGAUAUUACUUUAUUCAAAUGUUUGAGGUUUUCUCGGAAGAGUACUGGUUACUGUCAAGGUUCACUGAAAUGAUGCUAAUAUGAGACUCCUCCAUAUUUGCAGGUAUAUGUUUUAAAUCUAGCAUGUAUCAUGUGCUGUGAAGUGCAUUUUGUAUUUGUGAAUUUGUUAGUGCAUAGAUCCAAACCAAGCAAUACUUUUAACAUAGACAUGUAAAUUUUUUUCCUAGUAGAGGAUGUCUUAGCCACUUGUGUAUGCCCUUUAAACACAUGGAACACUAGCACAGGACUUAUAAGUUAACACUCACUAUAUGGUGAGUGUACAUUAUAUGCAGAAUAUGAUGUUGUUUACAGAUUAAAUAUAAAGCACAAAAUUAACAAGUCUGCUAUGUUGCAUCUUUUAGAGGGAUGCCCUAGAUAAUUUGGUUGAGAUGGAAACUUGAAAAAAAGUUUACAGUUUAAGGAACGGACACUGCUAACAAAGCACAAUGGAAGGGGGACCCCAUUAAAUGUAAUUUUAUUGAAGUAUUAUGAGACAGCAAUAAGGAAGACAAAUGUAGUGUGUUUUGCAAAGUAGUUAUGUUUAUGCUACUUUGCUCAAAGUUAAUGUUUUGAAAGUGGUUCUGAUGAAAACACAUUUUAGUCCCAUUUUAGAUAUAUUUAAAGUGUUCAUGUGCCAACAAAGCUGAAAUAUUUGACAUCAUAAUAUGCUGUUUGGUAAUAGUCUUAUUAGAAUAUAAAUGAAAGAAUGUGGUCCAUAUAUUUGACCUCCAGACUUCCAGCUUGAACUAGUAAAAAAAACUGCAAUAUCUGAUAUAACUGUAAUAGUUUAGUUCAUCUAAGAUAGAUAUAUAGGUCAGAAAAGUAUUUGCUUUCACAUAAUGAAUGCAAAAAGUUAAAAGGGACAUUAUUUCAAAUUAUAGUAACUAGCUUAACAAUGUUUAGUCUUGGUACCCCAUAUUUUAUAGAGAGAACAGAUUGGAUCAUUCAUUAAAAGACUACUGAAUUAAAUGGCAAAAUAGGUAUCUAUCUGAAUCCACUUAUAGUGUAAUGUUUGAAGCCUUUAGUGGAAUAAUUUAAAACAUACUUUGAGUAUCCACGAACUAAAAUUUCUGUGCACUGAUAAGUUUGAAAUGUACUGACAGUGUACUCCAUAAUAAACACUCUCUUGUAAUAUUUGUUAUGCUUGAAUUUCAUGGAGUACAACAUCUUAAGUUAAUUACACAGCCUGUUAGGCAGUCAUUAUUUUAAGGGUUUUUGCAGUGUGUAGCAUGAUUUGUUUUUAUUAUCCUCUUUUCAUAAUAUGAAGCUGAUAUUGUUUUCUUUACAUGAUGAAGGUUUCACACUACUGGGAAGUUAGAACGUAUUUUUAUUACAGGAGGUAUCUUGACUUCUCAGCAUAUUAAAGUACAAGCCUAUUAUGUUUUUGUUUUAGCUCUACAAGUUACUAUACUUUGAAAUAAUGGCCCUUUUAUCUUUUUGCACUCAUUACGUGAAAGCAAAUGAGUGUCUCGCUGGAAGUUGGUCUCCCUCUUAAUCUUUGUACUGUAUAUGAGCAUGUGUAUAGGGAAAUGGAGCUUCUCGAUGAAUCUUUUUCUAAUGUGUUAGCGUUAUUUGAAAAAGUUGAGAAGAUUCUUUAAUAUUUAAACAUUUUAAUAAACUGUCCAUUUCCAUUUCCCAACAAGUCCUUUAAGAUUUCAUGUUUGACUAAAGGACGAAGUUUUAAUGGAAUAUCUUCACCGCACUGGGUGUUGCUUUCUUCCAUGCUGUGCAAUCGCUGCAAGUUGAAAUGUUAUUAAAUUUUCUUUUGAUUACACUUUAAUAUACAUAUAGAUCAAGGCGUAGGUAAUAUCGAAGUUUUUGGUUUAAAAAACUACUUAGCUUACAUGAUUUUAGGUAUUUCUUAGUACUUAAUUAAAUAUUUUUGACUCUCUCACAUACUAUGAAGGUAGACAGCUCAUGCUGUAUUUCAUCAUGCAUUUUCACUCUUACUUUUAGCAAAGUUUUAGAUGUUGGAUAUAAUGUUCAGUAGUACAACUUUGUAUGGUCUGUAAAUUACAUAACCAAUUUGUGUACAUAAAUGGUGCUAACAAUGUUAAAAGUAAGUAUUGACCACUAUGUGCAUGGAAUAGCAAUAUGGAAUUUGGAAAGGUAUAUGUAGCAGAACUUUUGAUAUAGUGUAUAUUUGAGUGUCAUAAAUACAAUUAUUGUCACUUAGCUUUUAUAUGUAAGUACUGAAAGACAGGGUUAUUUCAUUCAUUACAUUCAUUAAAGUAAUUUUACUGAAUUUGCCAUCGUGCCUAACCAAAUGUCCUCAAAAUUUAUGUUUUUAAUGUCUUAGUUGAUAGUCUGUGUAUCAAAAGAACUUUGUUGAUUUCCUUUGGUGUGGCAAUAAGCACAUAUCUUUUUGCUAGGUUUUAUUUGUUGUUUACAUCUUCAAAUAAUACUUGAGGGUAGUGGUGAUUAUUACCUGUAUUUGACCAGUGUGAAUUUGAUUGCUUUCCCAAAAAUGAAAAUAUCCUUGAAAUGAAGUUUACAGUGUGGAGUCUAUAAGGAAUGAUUUGUGCAUUUACCAUGUUUUAGUCAUGUUGCUUAACAACAACCGUGGUUCUAAUGCAUAAAUUUUUUCAUAAAGUUUUAUAAGAAUAAGGCAUUUAGUAGUCAUUGUAUACUUGUUAGUUAAUGGACCCCUUUCAUAUUUUUUUAUGGUCCUUAGUUGCCAUAGUUGCUUUAAUGACUGUUAAAGAACUGAAAUAUUUUGAAGGAUAAAAAAUGUAUUGCAUAAAUUAUAAUAAAAGUUAUAAUAUUUGAUGCCAAAAGUAGAGCAGGAAUGCAUUACUAGUUACUGGGACCAUAAGCAAGUAUUGUAAAGGAGAUUUUCUGAAAGCAGAACCGCACAAUACUCUCUUGAUUUUAUUUGUUUCUAGUUUACUUGUUAGUUAUUCAUCUUCUGCUGACAGAGGUGGGCAACUGAUUUUCUCUCCAUUUAUGAAUUAUUAUAUUAACUUGACAAAUGUCUGUAAAUUUUGUCAAAUUUAGACUAAGCUUGAGAAAAUAGUAUGUAUAUAUACUUGUGGAAUUAGUAAUUAAGUUGCUAUAAUUCAUUUGUAAAUUCAAAAUGAUUAUUGGUUGGUGAUAAAACCUGUUUUGAUUUUAUAUAAUGAAAUUAUAUUUAUCAGACUGCA